AUGGCUAAUCUCAACAAUGUUGAUCAACUGCAUAAGGAGCUUGAAAUUGGCUGGAUGGCUAAGAUGACUGAGUUUGAAAAUCGUCUAAAAGAUGCUUUAGUCCCUGCAUCAACAAGCAACAAUCCAACUCUACAACAGCUCAAUCAGGACUUUUGUGCAUUUAAAGAGUCGGUAAGUAACAUGCUUGGUCUUCUGCAGCAACAAGUAAGAAGUUGCUCUUAUGCACUUGAUGAAAUGGAAACAAGGCAUCGACAAAAGAUUUUGUUGCUUAAUGGCAUAUCCGAGGAUCCCAAUUCAAAUGUUGAGCAGCAAGUCUUGGACAUAUUUCACAAUAAACUUGGCCUUACCAACAUGAUUAGAUCAUCAAUAAAGCGAUGUCAUAGGUUGGGACCACUUGAUAGAGACCGGUGCAGAGCUGUUUUAGUUCACUUCUGCGAUUACAGUGUCAAAAGACAAGUUUGGAAGUCCAAGUCAAAGUUAGAGAAUACACCCUUUACUAUGUCUGAGUUUCUUACUAGAAUGCGUCAGAGCAUUCAUAAGAUGGCUCGUAAGCAUUUUGGAAUGAGAAAUGUUUGGACUCUGGAUGGAAGAAUUUAUAUUAAGCUCCCUGAUGGUAGUCGUAAGAAGAUUUCCACAGAAGAAGACUUUAGUGCUCUUGUUACUGCAUGGACUCCUGUGCUAGUGGUUCACAGCAGUGAGAUGUGCCUUCCAUCAGGAGCUCACCUAAAGCCAGUCGCCAGCAAGAAGUGGAGAGGCGUAAACAAGAAGCAUCCGCCU
Messenger RNA from Iphiclides podalirius (scarce swallowtail), 777 nucleotides. The record is from the annotation of a GenBank genome assembly. Lineage: Eukaryota; Metazoa; Arthropoda; Insecta; Lepidoptera; Papilionidae.